Molecule: messenger RNA, 1830 nt
Organism: Rhodofomes roseus
Lineage: Eukaryota; Fungi; Basidiomycota; Agaricomycetes; Polyporales; Fomitopsidaceae
Exons: 10
Coding region: 1-1362 (453 amino acids)
Source: RefSeq, a predicted model, not a curated record
AUGAUUCUUUCUCCAGCUGCGUCAAAUGCAAGCCUCCCGUCCCAGGGCUUCUGGGGCAGGUUCAAGACUCCCAAGAACAAGGAGCAGCAGCUGCCCCAUAGACAGCCAGAGAUGGCCCUGGCAAGGCAGCGCCUCCUCACCCUCGCCUUCGGCGACAUGGAGACAAUUCGGAUGCUACCGCCGACCUUCAUGGAACUCGACGGGCUAGCUCGAGACUGGGUCAAACCUCCCCCAGAUGUCAUGUACAGUCUCCGAGUGCCGACCGAGUUUGCGUCCCUUCAUGCAUCACGACUGGUUGCAGGACCGUAUAUCUAUUUGACUGGAGAGGACUCCUACCAAAUUGCGACGAUGGGGGUGCAGGGUCUACGAGUAGAGAUCGUCAGCGACGGUCCACCCCCGCCCGAGGAUGAGCCUCCUCCGCCGCCGCCUCCGCCUGUGCUCGAGAUGCCAGCGACCUUCAGUCUGGAACUGAGUCCUGGUCAACAGGUUGCGCUAGACACAACCGUGACAUCUGACGAGCUCGACAUGGCGCGCAUGGAGGACGGCACGACGGUUGACGGCUCCUUUUGGGGCAAGCUCGACAUCGUGCACUCGGGCGACACGCACCAGAUGGAGUUCUCCGGAACGCGUCUCACGAACACGGAGAAUGUCUCGACGGACCUCAUCGUCGACGCACGCGUCAUCAACAAGCUCGCUGCGGUCGCGAAGCCCUCCACGGCCAAGUGCCAUCUCAGUGUCCUCGCGCCGACACAGCAGUACGUCGACGUUGUGCUCUCCCUAUCGCCCUACUGGAAGCUGGGCAUCACAUGGCCGCCGGCGGAGCCGGUUGACGAGAACAAGUUCAAAUACUUCGUGCGCGUGCACCCCGGUGGUGCGAUGGAGCAUUUUGAGACCGAAACGACUGUAACGUCCCUGUAUUACGAAGCAGUACCCGAUCCCGCUAUGGUAGAGCCGACCGAAUUUAUCUCUCCCAGAAAUAGCUAUGCAAUGUCCUUCCAGGACUUCGUGCCGCAUCUCUUCAACGUCAUGGGCCAACUCGGCUUGUCUCUGCGCGCCCGAACCGACUUUGUCCAAAACAAUAUGAACGCCUUGACACAGCACCGGAACAUCGCCUACAGGUUCAUGAGCCCCGCCAAGAUCGCGUCCGCGGUGGACAUCUCCGUCACGGCGGAGAACUGCAUUUUCACGCGGCUAUUCCUGAUGUUCCGCGGCGUGUCCGACGACGAGAUGACCCUGUUUUCAGGCGCGGGCGAGAAGGAGGCGCUGGCGGUCAACUGGCGUGCGCACGUCGCCUGGACGGAGCACAGCAAGGACCCAGAGCAGUUCCGUGUGCUCGAGAUCUCGAUCCUCGAGGUGACGUAGACGCGGCGUGCCGCACUGCGCCAGCCUCAUUUAUUCAGUAUUUUUGGUGAUUGUUGUGUGUUCUCCUCGAUUUAGCCUCUUGAUUCUUUCUUCUCUUCGCGUCGUUGUUGUCUUCCGCUGGCAUCGCAUCUGUCUCCUAGGUUAUCACGGCUGCUUCUCCUUUCUCCCCAUCUAUAUUGUCCAAUCCUGGUCCUGGUCGCCUCCCCAUCCCCACCUGUAGUCUUAUUGCUCAUCUAGUCUCCGUCUUGCGCGCGCGCCUUCGGCGGUCUCGUGCGGAUGCUGCACUGCUACCUACAGUGUAUAUCACGCUUUGGAAUACGUACGUACGAUAUACCUCCUCCCACCACGGACAGAAGUCCCCCUGCUGUCUUCGCUGUCGUAGUAGUAAUGAUCAUGACCAUGUAGCGAUUCCUUUCCCGUGUCUUCUCCUGAUUCUUCUCUCCCCCCUCUCUAUCUGCAGCUUCGUGU